Messenger RNA from Branchiostoma floridae (Florida lancelet), 2207 nucleotides. RefSeq lists its product as uncharacterized. Bases 124 to 1761 code for a protein of 545 amino acids. The transcript is spliced from 10 exons. Gene Ontology annotation, molecular function: protein binding. The record is from RefSeq and is a predicted model, not a curated record. Lineage: Eukaryota; Metazoa; Chordata; Leptocardii; Amphioxiformes; Branchiostomatidae.
UUGCUCUGACUCUGAUAAGUGAUAUAGAUCUGAGCAAGAGAGUCGUCACGACUGAUCAAGAUCGAUAUCAGGAUGACACGAUAAGUUUAAACAUAGUAAAACAACGCCCUGUCCGGAUCCAACAUGCCCAACGCAAAGGGCAGUGUUGUUCACAGAAUGAAAAGGAAGCAUAUGCUGGGUCCGUGCGGUAUUUGUGCCGGGGAAUUAUGUGAUAAUGUUGGCAAAGUUCGUCCUACCAACGCACGUGUGACAAGACAGGCCGCCAGAGAGAAAGAGCUGUCUGCCUGUGUUUGUCUUGGAAUGCUGGGAGAAGACAACCUUCUGCACAUCUUCAACUGCCUGUGUCUGAGGGACCUCAUGAAUGUUAGCAGGACAUGCAAGAAGUUUAAAAAGUUAGCACAUACAAAACAUCUGUGGACGGAUGUUUCUCUGAGGGAUACAAGUAUCCAUGACUGGCCAGGAGCUGUUAAAAUGUUCAUCAAGUUCAGCACCAUAAGACUGGAUCUUAUCUGGAUCUGGCCUGUAAACAUACAUGUUACCAUUUUCCCUUAUCCUCCGAUCAUACUGGCCCUGUCACACAUCGACUCCCUCAGGCAGCUGCACUUUGUGGACCAACCCUUGCCUGUAUGUAUACUGGAGGAAGUGCCACGAUUUCUACCACACCUGGAGACACUGGUUGCCAAGAGGAUUGUCUGUUCUGAAUAUGCAUCCAGAACUAGCCCCACCCCGCUGGACUUUGGGAAGUUCUGCAGCAUGAGGAAUCUGCGGCAGCUGCAGUUGAAGGGAGUCUGUGGGAUCAGGUUACCAGCGUUCUCCUUCAGUAGACGUCUGAAUGAACUGUCCAAACUCACCAACCUGCGUGUCCUGUCCCUAACCACACUGCAAGAUGUUCCCGCCAACAUGUUUGACUUCCUGUCAUCCUUGGUUCAUCUCCACACGUUAAGGCUGGGGAACUGCACACACUGGGACCUGGAGGUGUACCAGAACUUAGGUCAGCUGACAGGUCUGGAGUAUCUGUACCUGGAGAACAGUGGUGCCAGUCCCGACAUCUGCGUGGCACUCAGGAACCUCACACAGCUGAAGGUCCUGGAACUGGUCAUCUUCAUGUUGCCUGCAGACCUGUCAAUCAUCCUUCCCAGCCUGCCUCUCCUACACACUGUGGUUCUUGUUCCUCACAUGGAGGAUGAAAUGGGUGAGGUGAACUGUAACUGCCUGAGUAUCAUCCAGUCUCUCCGGUCUUGUAGUCAGUUAAAGAAGCUGAGGUGGGGCAUCAUAACGCACCAUGAUCAUCUCUCUAACACUGAUGACAACACAGAGUCCAUUCCUGUCCCACGUGACUGUGUGCCAUGGAAUACAACCCAUGAGCAGUUGUGGCAAACAGGAUUGGGUGGAGGUAAAGACGCAGAUUCCUCAGGUAAUGAAGGCAAUGCCAGUAAACUUACAGAUCAACAGAUUGGGUACAGAUCAUCCACUCAUAUGAUGAAACUUAGGAGUUCUGCUACUAAGGACACUGGCAGUGCAUUUGCAGGCAAGAAGGUAGAACAUACAGAUGAGGACAAACCUAAGCAUGUUGCCCCUGUGAACAGACCCUCCCACAGAGGAAGUGAUGAUGAUGUGUCAUGUUCCACCUCUUCUGAUUCAGGAGAAGGAACGUUACUUGUAAGUGUGAACCAGCUGAACAGGGCACUGAAGCCCCUGUUCCCCACAACUGACGUCUCAGUGUCUAGGUUAUAUGUAGCUGAACUACCUCUAUGUUGCUGAAUCAACAAAAACCACCACUCAGCACACAUGCUACAGCAUUGUAACUUUAUUCUGACAGCAAUGUAAAGAGUGCAAUUCACUGUGAAAACUUUAAUACGAGUUUAAAAGAUGUAAAAACUAUUACCAAAGGAGGCGUGGUGUUAAUCUUGGUUGCAUAGACGGAUUUCAAAUACUUUUGCUACAAGAUGUAUAAUUCAUCAUUAGAAUCUGAGAGUGUGUGGCAUUGAUAAAACAUGAAGGCGGUUGCUUGUGUCCUAAGCACUUCUCAUGCUGACCUAGCCUCAUAAACAAAUACCGAUGGAGUACUUCCUAUCUAUUUUGCUUACGUCUCAAAAGAGUUAUUUGCAAAAGUUACACUUGUCUUGUGUUAACAUUUUUGCUUUGUGUACAGCAAUGCAGUUUGGAUACUGUAAAUGCAGAAAUGUUCAGGGUUGAUUAAUGUUCGC